AUACACAAAAAGCCACUGAUCAAUUCAACAAAAUAAAUUUUAAGACAUUAAACAUCAGUUUAAUUAAAAACACGCAACGAAGAUGAUCGUUGCUGGAAUAUUUCUCUAUUUAAUCUGUGGAUCAGCAUUAACAUCGGGUAGUUUAUACGGUUAUGAAACUUAUGGCGGCGAAGAAUGGUGGCGUUCAAAUAAUUUUCUAAAAUUCUGUUCGCCUGGUGGCAAAAAUUACUUGAUUGAUUUUGAAAGUGGUGAACUAUCGCUUGAACGUUCGGAAUCGAUAGAAGGGCAAGAAAUCGCAGAUGUGACCUCACCGUACAUAAGUUUUGUGUGGGUGACCUUUAAAAUUUAUGAUAUUUUUUUCGAACACCAAGAUCUUCUCUACAUUCCUCGUAUCGUUGAAAAACAAGUUCAGUACGUUGAUAGAUCCGAUUUUAUUCGGCACAGUUUGCAUUCCUUUGUGGGUCCCGAUAUGCAAAUCUAUACGUUAACGUACGGACCUUCUAACAUCACCAUCGAUUCAGAUCAUCCAGAAAAAGAGCUGGACAACCUAUGGAUUAAAACUUUGGGACCAUUCUCGAAAUGGGAACAUAAAUACAUUUUUUCACAGAAUGGUGAUACUGCAAUGGAUAUUACGUUGGAACCCUUUAAAAUGCCACCGGGUCAUUCAAUUCAACUUGCUGAAAUGGAUGCUGGACAGCUAAAAGAUCUGAGCUUAUUAUUUGCUAACUUCAACACACCUAGUGGAACAGGAUAUCUAAUCACAAAUAAGCUAAAUAUAGCUAUUGAUCGGGACACAUCGGACAAAAUUGAUCAAUCUUACAUCGCAUUUACUGAGCCCAGUGGUAAGGUGUAUGACAUAUACUUUAAACAAGAUGGUUCACAAUAUGCGGCCCGUAUUGUGGAAAGGAAUAGUGACGUAGACGUAAAUAUUUUUGAGCCUAUCAUACAACUCCUAUCUUUCGUUGGCCCUGACGAGAAAACUUACCGAAUCGAUCAUAAAAACGAAAGUGGUGUGGAGAUUCCGAUUCUGGAUUCCACACCAACCACACCUUCGGACUUUCGGAUAACGUUCAUUGUGUCACACAAGUACUACACAAAACAUGUCCAUUUCAUAUUUUCAAACGAAGGGAAAGCAUUAUAUGACCGAGUUGACGAGGACGAUUCGACCAAGUUAGCUGAACAACCUGAACAACUUUUAAACGAAGUAGAAGUGAACGGCGAAUUCGCAAAGUCGUCAUUUCUGACAUUUUAUUCUCCCAGUGGCCGAAUCUAUUACAUCACUCCCGGUGAAUUGACGGCCGUAGCAAAGGGGACUCACGACAAUUCGAAUUCACCAUACAUUAGCUUCACUCUACAAGAUGGAAGAACGAGUAGUAUUUAUUACGAGUCCAGUGGCGCCACUGAAAUGAAAUUUAGCGCCUCAGAUCGAGGUAAUUCAUCGAGUUUAAUGAUGCUUCAAUCAUUUAUCACGCCAGACAGGAAAUUUCACAAAAUAUUGACAACUGUGGAAAAUGGAGUCAGGAUACCGUUUAUUGAUAUAACGCCUCAACCUAAAGAUCCUUUUGACACAAGACAGGUGGAUUGUUUAAGGCUUUAUGUAGUGACAUCAGUUAGAGAGUAUCGUUACCUGUUCACUUGGAACGGAGAUAAAUUAAUUUUAGCUGGCGCGUAUCCACUAAAACGUGUAACGACUGGUGUACUUAAGUCUUUGAUUGGAUGAUGAUUAUAAUGAGGUCAUCACCAUUUUAAACCAGUUUUAUUAUGGAGUGGUUUUAUAAGCUCUUUGUACGAAAGUUUUUUUUUUAAUAAAAGGAAUAUUCUUCUACGAAA
This is a messenger RNA of Bradysia coprophila, 1830 nucleotides long. RefSeq lists its product as uncharacterized. The record is from RefSeq and is a predicted model, not a curated record. NCBI's taxonomy places the organism in Eukaryota, Metazoa, Arthropoda, Insecta, Diptera, Sciaridae.